This is a messenger RNA of Medioppia subpectinata, 381 nucleotides long. The record is from the annotation of a GenBank genome assembly. Lineage: Eukaryota; Metazoa; Arthropoda; Arachnida; Sarcoptiformes; Oppiidae.
AAUUGUUUGACAAAAAGUAUAUUGAGUUUGUAAGCCAUAUAACCCACGAUCACAUCCCAAAUGCAAUCUUUGCUAUUCUUAAUUACUUCUCUGUUAAUGAUAUCAUCGAUCACUUCAUUCAUCAAAAUCGAUGCCAUCGUUGACACCAAAUUCAGUCCCAAACUCGAUGGCGAAGCCAUUAAUUGCGACCUUUGCGGCGAUACUUGUGUUAAGUCAUGCACUGACAGCAACACUGCUCGAGGUUUAGAGAGCUUCCGCCGGUGUUGUGCCAGUUAUUUCAAAAAGCGGACUACAAUUCCGGCCGUUUGGCCCAAUAUGAAUGUCUACCGACAACUUGUUUCUCAGGCCAUCAAACAAAACAUGAAAACUGAACAAAAUUAA